This is a messenger RNA of Penaeus monodon (black tiger shrimp), 2469 nucleotides long. RefSeq lists its product as uncharacterized. Gene Ontology annotation, molecular function: protein binding. The record is from RefSeq and is a predicted model, not a curated record. NCBI's taxonomy places the organism in Eukaryota, Metazoa, Arthropoda, Malacostraca, Decapoda, Penaeidae.
UGCGGGUAUACUGCCCUACAGCGAGCGGCGUGCGAAGGUCACCUCGAAAUCGUCCGCCAGCUCAUCAAACACAACGCAAACGUCGACCAUCAGGAUGAUCAGCACGGCAACACGGCGCUCCACGAGGCGGCGUGGAAAGGCUACAGCCAGACGGCGGAGGCGCUGGUUCGAGCCAAAGCCAACGUGUACAUCAAGAACAAGGGAGGCUUCGCGCCCCUGCACCUGGCCUGCCAGAACGGCCAUAAUCAGACCUGCCGCGUCCUGCUCCUCGCUGGCUGCAAGCCCGACAUCAAGAAUAACUACGGCGACACGCCCCUGCACACGGCAGCGCGGUACGGCCACGCCGGCGUUACGCGGAUCCUCCUGUCGGCCAAGACCAACGUCGGCGAGAUGAACAAGAACGGCGACACAGCCCUGCACAUCGCGGCCGCCAUGGGGAGGAGAAAGCUCACCAGAAUACUGCUCGAGUCUGGCGCCGACCAGACGAUCAAGAACAAGCAAAACGAGACCCCGGGCGACAUAGCGAAACGAAAGGAGUUCGACCAGAUCCUGGAGAUCCUGAAGAAUCCUCCUCCUGUGGUGACUCCCAAGGGCGCGGCGGGGGGCAAGAGCGACAAGAAGCGAGAGAAGACCAACGACAGCGGGACCUCGAGCAAGGACAGCAGUACGCGGGCCAAGGAGAAGAAGAAGCACAAGGAGAAGCGCCGCGCGAAGCACGUGGAGUGGUCUCCCUAUGGGUGCCAGUUCUACCCUCCGGCCACGGCGGAGUUGGCGGCGCUCAACAUCGACUCCUUGCCCAAGGAACCGCUGGCCACGGGCGAGCAGUACUUCAUCGACCUCGCGGGAAAUAUCAAGAAGGGACCCGUCGGCGUGGGAUACACCUGCUACUGCGCGCCCUUCUUCAGGAAUGUGGAGAGCAAACUGGAGAAGGACAAGGUUGCGCUCAUGGACCACAUUGACGCCGCUCACGACAAACUCGAUGCCAAGAUCACCAACCUCGAGCACCGCACGCGGUCGCACAUUCAGCAUCUCAGCGACACCGUCAAGCAGAAGCUGGCGGCGGAGAAGGAAGAGUGUCGUCAGCGGGCGGAGAGAACCCGGGCGUCUCGCGAUGCGGAGGCAGAGCUGAGGGCGUCGCAACUCCGGCAGUGGGUGGAGCGUCGUCUCGCAGCGCAGAACUCAGGAAGCCCCGUCGCCCACACGCCCAGGACCUGCACUGCCUUCAGAGGCUCAAUCCGAAGGGGGAGGGACCCUGUGACGGGGCUCUUCCCUUUGACGAGAUCCCGCUCAGAAGAAGCUGUAUCAGAAUAUCGUGAGGAAGGAGAGAGCGAUCAUGAGCCUGUGUACAAGGGUCUCAGGGUGCUCGACCACCCGACCUCCAUGUACAACAUUCCUCAGACCCUCAACGACGAGCUUGACACUGUCAUUUAUGAUUCACCAAAGCCCAUCGCCUCACUGGUUCCCGGCGCCCUUCGAUGUCCCUCUCCAGACGACCAUCACAUCCGUAGUGUGUCUGCAGAUGGUCGCGGUGCACCGCCGACGAGCAGACAGGAGAGUCGAAGUCACUCAGUAGAUGCUCGACAAGUCCUGGGUGAUCCACGGAAUCAGACAGAGGAGAAGAGAGCCCCGGAGAAGAAUCGGGGUGAGAGUCCCGGCUGGCUGCCCACGAACAGAGACCUCCUGAACGAGUCUACCAGUAGUGACGCUUCUGCUGGUCGUCGAGGAAGUCGAGGGAGCCGAGGAGUAAGCGGGUCGUCUGCCCAGGGAUCACCUUUGGUCGGCCGCAUGAGUCGGUACUCCCCAGCUCAACCAUCGCCGCUCUUGCGCCGCCCGGACUUGACUUCUCAAGGCGAGGUGUUGAUUGCUCCUCCAAUGAGACCCGCGCCCCUGCACCACUCCGACCUGAAUCAGGCGGUGGACAACCUGCGGGUAUCGCACGCCGAGCACGGGGCAAUACCAAAGACUAACGGGCGAGCAGAGAAUCGCGAUGAGGACCGGGACGACACACACGACCAUCAGCAACAGGAAUGGAGUGGCUACAGUCGGUACGAUUACCGGAACACCAAUCCAUACAUGUAUGGGGACCUCCGCGGCCGCAACCCACAUGCAAGGCCACCUCCUAUCACCAGUGCGCCCCUGGAGCCCAAGGCCGCAAAGCCAGGGUACGAGGCUUACCCGCAAUAUCCAAAGACACCCGAGGAAGGACAGACGGCUGAGACGUACCACGCCUCACUAGCGCAAGCCCACGAAGACUUCGAUGCUGCGACCUAUCUGGAUAUGGACAGGUACAGGAUACAGCAAGCAGUGCGACGUCUGUAUGACGGUUACAUGGCUGAAGGCCGCCUCGACCCAGUCCAGCGACGGCCAAACUUGGAGUCGUCUCUGGAACACGAUUCUCACAAUGACUCCGGCUACUCGACCCGGCUAUGCACUGGCUCUCAGGGCCCCUCGCCUGCUCUCUCUGGUUAG